Messenger RNA from Brassica napus (rape), 5978 nucleotides. RefSeq names its product protein MICRORCHIDIA 5-like. The record is from RefSeq and is a predicted model, not a curated record. The transcript has 17 exons. Gene Ontology annotation, cellular component: nucleus. Gene Ontology annotation, molecular function: ATP hydrolysis activity. The coding region runs from base 566 to 3097 and encodes 843 amino acids. Lineage: Eukaryota; Viridiplantae; Streptophyta; Magnoliopsida; Brassicales; Brassicaceae.
UAAUAUAGAGCGGUUUCUAUAUAUAUUUAAAAAAAAAAAAUUCGACAACUAAUAAUAUCAUUCUUGAUUGAAUUAUAUUUAAUUUUCUUAUUAUUUUUUUGGUAUUCAUAUUCAUAUUUUAAUCUUUAUCUUUUCCUUGGUUAAUAAUAUGUAAUUAUAGAUUUAUUAUUUAAGCCUUAAAUUAAUUUAUUUUAAUUCAUAAUUUUUUAUAUUUGUCUUUACUUUUUACAAACUUAUAUUUUUUAAUAAAAUUAUAUAAUUUUUAGUUUUAAGAAACUUUAAAAGCAAAGUUAAAAGUUUUUGGAUCCCUUGUUUUGAGAAUCUUGUCUUUAGUUCUAAAUUAACCUUAAAAAGGCUUUAACUGAAUACUUAAAUAGGUCCAUGAGUCUAUGACGGCGCGGAAAUAAGUCCGGGAAGGUGGACGGUUAUUUAAAGUCGCACUACUCUGUUAACCCCUAUUAAUAUUCGGUCGCUCCCCCAUAACGAAUCGUGUCCACGUCUCGUCUCUCCAUCUUCCACUUGAAACUUGCUUCCAAACCCUAGUCUAGCUUUGAUUCUUGUAACCAUGGAUUCUUCUCCUAAAAUCAAUCCUAAGAAACCAAUGCUAGUUGUCGGAAGCACGACCAACCCUAAACCCUACGGUGUCACCGGUCCGCCUCCCGGUUUCUCCUCCAAGCCGGGACUCAAGAGAUAUUCAGAUGACCGUGAUUCUAAUAACUUGUCUAUCAAGAAAUCUAGGACAGUGGUUAGCGCUCAAGAUGGUAAAAAGAUUGUUGCUUUGGAUGUUAAACCGUUGGCGAUCGUGGAAGCGGACACUCCGAGGCUUUCUAGACAGUUUUGGAAAGCAGGAGAUGAUAAUGAAGAUGAGCCUGUACCUCGCUAUUGUAGCAAUGAUGCGGCGGUUAGGGUUCAUCCUCAGUUUCUUCAUGCCAACGCCACUAGUCACAAGUGGGCACUUGGAGCUUUGGCCGAACUUUUAGACAAUUCUCUAGACGAGGUAUGUAAUGGGGCUACAUAUGUUCAUGUUAACUCAGCAACAAAUGAAAAAGAUGGGAAGAGCAGCAUUCUCAUAGUUGAAGACAAUGGAGGUGGGAUGGAUCCGGGUAGGUUUAGAGAGUGUCUUUCUUUGGGGUAUUCAAGAAAACGCAAUAUGGCUAAUAAAGUUGGUCAAUAUGGGAAUGGAUUCAAGACUAGUACAAUGAGGCUUGGUGCUGAUGCAAUAGUCUUCUCACGCUGUAGAGGAGCCAAUGGAAACAAAACAACACAGAGCAUUGGUAUGUUAUCAUAUACGUUUCUUUACGAGACAAGGAAAUGUGAAGCCAUUGUCCCCACGGUUGAUUUUGAGUUGGUAGAUAACUCCUGGAAGGAGAUAACAUACAACUCCACAGAUGAGUGGUUUGAUAAUCUAGAGACUAUAGUGAAGUGGUCUCCUUAUUCAACCCAAGACCAAUUAUUCGACCAGUUUGAUCACCUAGAAGAGCAAGGUACUAGGAUCGUGAUUUAUAAUCUAUGGGAUGAUGAUGAAGGGAAGCUGGAACUUGAUUUUGAUACAGAUCCUCAUGAUAUUCAACUAAGAGGAGUAAACAGAGAUGAGAAGAACAUAGAAAUGGCGAAAACGUAUCCUAACUCGAGGCACUUCCUAACGUAUCGCCACUCUUUACGUAGUUAUGUAUCGAUUCUGUAUCUUAGACUUCCUCCAAAUUUCAAAAUCAUUCUUCGUGGCAAAGAGGUGGAACAUCACAGCUUAUUAGACGACAUGAUGAUGACCGAAGACAAAACAUACAGACCUGUGCGUUCUGCAGAAUGUUCAUCAAACGAAGAAAUGGUAGCUGAUCUAAAGCUUGGCUUUGUGAAAGAUGCUCAUCAUCACAUUGACAUUCAAGGUUUCAAUGUUUACCACAAGAACCGUCUUAUUAAGCCGUUUUGGAGGGUAUGGAACGCUGCUGGAAGUGAUGGACGUGGUGUUAUUGGUUUAGUGGAAGCUAAUUUCAUACAACCAGCUCAUAAUAAGCAAGGGUUUGAGCGAACUGCUGUUCUUGCUAAACUUGAAAACCGAUUGCUCUCAUAUCAAAAGACCUAUUGGUCUUCAAGGUGCCACGAGAUUGGUUAUGCGCCAAGGCGGAAGCAAGCUAAUCAUGUAAGCUCCUCAACAGAGACUACUCGACAGGGGGAAAAGAAAUCAGAAGCACCUUUCAACAACGUCAAGCAUGAUAAGGGACCUUCUUCUAAUGCAGCACCAGCUCGAUUCAUGCAAAAUGGCCAACCAUCUGGUGGAAACCACCUAAACUCUCAGGGUGGUACACAACCAAGAGUUGUUGGUGACAGAAUGAUACCUGACAACAGGAUCAAGACCGAGAAACAUGGGCAUGGGAUAAGCUUCAAUGAAGCAAGGUCAGUUAAUCAAGCAGCCGAGUUGCAGAAGGUGAAAGACGAAUCAGCAAAACAUGUGGCUGAGUUGCAGAGACAGAGAGGACAGCUUGAGUCGCAAAACAAACAGCUAAAGGCUAAGAUUCAAGAUUUGGAGAAGUCAAAAGAUGACUCACAAAAACUUGUGUCUAGGCUAUUGAACCAGCUAAAACAGUCUGCAGCUAAGAUUCAAGACAUGGAGAAGACGCAGAAGGUAGCAAAUGACUCGGAAAAACUGGUGGUUGAAUUUUCUAACCAACUCAAGCAGUCAAAUGCUAAGAUUCAAGACUUGGAGAAGACACAGAAGGUUAAAGAGGAUGAAUCAGCAAAAUUGGUGAAUGAGUUGAAGAUACAGAAAGCACUGCUGGAAGAGGCCUUGAAGAAGGUGAGAGAUGGAUCAACAAAACUGGUAGAGCUGCAGAGAGAGAAAGCAAUGCUUGAGGAAGAAUCACAUAAGCUCAAACAGUCAGAAGCUAAGAUUCAAGACUUGGAGAAGUCGCAGAUUGAAGUGACUGCGAUCUUUCAAGAAGAAAGAGCACGUAGAGAUGUGAUUGAACAUGACUUGAGGAAGAUGCUACGGGUUAGUCCUUUAUUACCUAAACAAAUAUAUGGUACUUUUAAUUAUCUCCAUGCAUACUCAUUUCAUUUUGGUAAACGCUAUAGGGAUCUUCUGAUACCAUCCGUGCGCUAACCAUGAAAGUGAAUAGCCUCGAAGCUCAAAAAGCUAAACCAUAAGAAGAUACACAUGCAUAUGCAUUAAGCAUAGCUCUUCUAAAACUCGUUAUAGGUUUUAAAUAGUGUACCACAGUUGCUACGGUUUAGCACUCAUGUAAGUACAUUAGGCUUUCUCUUGAAACCAAAUCUUUUCUUUGUAAGACAAUUUUGAUUAAAUCUUUAAGCAUUUGGAAGACAGAAGGAGAGUGAUAGAUUUAGAGCAAGUUUAUAACAAAACCACAGACUUGAGAAAGUAGGCCCGAGCGUUCAGGGAUCCCUUUAGAUUUUGUAAAAUGGUCACAUUUGGAUAUUACAAAAAACUGCAUUGGUGGGUGUGAGUUGGGUCUUCCUGGAUUCGGGUUUUAACCGAAGUAAGCAAACUACUCGAUUUGAUUCAGAUAGUUUAUAUGUAAACUACUCAAACUUAUCUAAAAAAUAACUAAACCAAAAAAUACUCAAUAUAUAUGGUUUGAAUUAGUUAUUUUAUUGUUUAAAAGUAACCAUGGAUACAAUGUUAUUUAGGUAUUUUGAAUCUAAAACAUCCAUUUCUAUCUAUAAAUACCCAAAAUAAUUAACAAACUAGGUGGUAACCCGCGCCCUACGCAGGGUAAAUGGACUAAAAUAUAUUAUAAAUUUUAGUCUAUAAUUAUUAAAAAGAUAAAAUCAUAGUCACAAAUUUUAAAUGUUACAUAAUGAAAGAUUGAAAGAAAUUGUGCAUGUUGAAUAAGCAAAAACUUAUAUAAAAUUAGUUAUGAAUUUAAGAUAAAAUGAUACAUAGGCAAUAGAAUUAUUGUUUUCAGAAUAUAAAUUAUGAGUAUAAAAUAAAACGAAACAUAGACUAUAGAAUAAUAUAAUAUGAAAGAAACAAAUUAUAAGGAAACAAAUUAUAGGCCACAAGGAUUUAGUCAAUCCAAUAUAAUCCAUCGCAAGAUUAAUGGCAAAAAAAAUCCUAAAAUUUUGUGUACAAUUUUUAGUUGGUCAUGAAAGUUGUGUAUAAAUUAGUAGUAACUUUUCUAUAUUAACUGAAACCAGAUUGCGUUAUGUUGAUUGCUUAUAUGAGUUUCUCAUAUUUUGUUUAUUGCAUAAAUUACGGUCGUAAAAUUAGUAAAAAGAACCAAAUAAAUAUAGGAAACCAAUAUUGUUGGAUUUAAUAUUAAAAGACACCAUCAAACCUCUCAUUUAUUUAAAUUUUAGGGUUGAUUCUCCAUUUAUUUACUUGAAAUAUGUUUAUUAUAUAUUCCUUCCGUUUCAAAAUAAUGUAUUAUAGAGUUUUCACACUUAUUAAGAAAACACGUAAAAUUUUGAAAAUAAAUUCAUUGUUUUCCGUGAAUUCAAAAUAACUAUUUCUUAUGAUUUUUAACCAGUCAAAGUUCAGUAAAUACAAUUAAUAUCUUUGAAAUUUACAAUUGCCCUUAUUACAUACAUUGAAAAGGUAAAAUAUUUAUUUAAAAAAAAAAAAAAUUCUAAAAUAUUGAUCAUUCUGAAACGGAUGGAGUAUAUGUUUAGAUAAAUGAUAUAUGUUUAUACAAUAUUGUCCUAAACAUAGAAUUAGUUCAAAAAAGAAAAUAUUGUCCUGAAUAAGAAUCUUAGAUGAGAAGAUGAGAAUAAGUCAGAGGCUUUGAUAACAUUAUCUUCAUGCACAUCCGAGAAAUAUAGCUACGUCUAGGAUAUUAAAAAAUGUUAUAAUGUUCUUUUUAUAUGAAUAUGCGUACAAAGGAAAAAAAAACUGCAAACACAUAUAUAUAAGAACUAAAAAUCCCUAGAUAUCAAACAUUUAAUGUAAAAAACAUAUAAUAUAAUCACUAUCUAGUUUUGGUGUUCAAUGACAUUACAUGUAAUUUAUCUAGGCAAUAGAUGUAUUUUAAAAAAAAGAGUGUGAGGAGAACUCUCAUAUGAUGACAAAGAAGCAAUGACAAUUGUGUUAAUCACACAUGAAGAUAAGUUUAAUAAAUAAAAAUACUUAAGUUUAAUAAAUAAAAAUACUCCUCAAAUAAUAAAAAGGGGAUAUGAUUUAUAAUUUUAACUUUAGGUAUUAAAUUAAUAUAAGUAUAAUUAUAAAUAAUAUUAUAUAUAUACUUAUAUGUUUGGAUAUGUUCGGAUACUAAUUUGGUUCUCGGUACGGAUAGGAUUUAGUUUCGGUUUUUCGGGUUUUGAAAAGGAACUCUUUCAGGCAAGAUCUCACCGGGUUCGGUACAGUAAUUUUGAGUCGGUUCCAGAUCAAUACUUCGGGUAUGGGUAUUUUGCCCAGCUAAUUGAGAAAUAGUCACUUUGGAUCGUUAACACCCAACCUGCACUUCAAAAUAUUGUCUAGACAAAAUUUGUUGCAUCUUAGGACUUAGACAAACUCCUUUACUUAGGUAGGCGUUUCUCAUAGAGGAGGUCCACUAUGAUACAAUUCGCUCCUCAAAAGAGAAAAAUGAUUACAAUAAUCAUGAAUUCAUGAUGAAGAACUUGAUGAAUCCACCGGUAACUGAAGGAUUACUGAACUUUAACGAAAAAGAGGAAUACGAUAUUGUGUAGCUGUGUGCACACGUGUUUUAGUAAAAAAGUUGGUGAACCCACCAAUAAUUUUUACCAGGCAAGUAAAAAAUACUUCCACAUAAAAAUGGGUUAUGAAACUGUUGUUGAAAGAUGAACUCUUUAAAGUGUCCCUCCAAGGGACCACAAACAGCCACCCACUGCUUCAACUGAAAGAAGCAAAUAGAUAACCCACCUUUUUUUUCUCUCAAACAAAAUCCUUAUUUUGUGUAUUUGAACGAUAAUUAAUUACACAUUAAUAAGUAAAUCAAAUCACACAUAAAAAAAACACACAAACAAAAAAAAAACAGAGGAAACAGAGAAGGUAAAGGGAAGAGAAU